Centropristis striata (black sea bass) is the source of this 2998-nucleotide messenger RNA. RefSeq names its product OAF homolog a (Drosophila) (gene oafa). NCBI's taxonomy places the organism in Eukaryota, Metazoa, Chordata, Actinopteri, Perciformes, Serranidae. The record is from RefSeq and is a predicted model, not a curated record.
CUCACUCACACACACAACAGAAAGUUUGGAGGCCAGGCGAGCAGUGGGAUACCGACGGAUAGGAAGUGACGGGAGUGCAUGAAUUGCAGAAGGAGAGUAAAAAAAAAAAACAGGAGACGGGAAUAUCAAUACAAAGCAGAAUGAGAAGCAACGUGCGAUUAUCGGAGUGUCGGCUGUAGCGCGAGGGGCAAACUGAAAUGCGCAUGAUCUUAUCAACAACGCCGGAGCGAGAGACUUUCAAUGGAAGUGAACUCGGCUCCCACAAGUGAAAAGCAGAGAUUUUAGUAAAAGGAGGGUUACUGUCGACUGGUGUCCAUGCCCGUGCUUGUGAUUCUAGAAAGUGCUGGCACACAGGGGGACACAGGCUACAGAAGCGCGACCUAUAAACUCUGAAUAUGAAGGAGAAGACUUUACGACAAAAUCCAAGAAAAUAGUAAAGGGGGAUAUGAACGCAGAUCUUUGGCUUUCGCCUCGAUUUUUUCCUGUCGGGUUCAGUUUUGCGUCUUUGGGGAUGUUUGCGAGUUGCGUCUCUGCGACUUCAGUUCGGACGCUGACCCGUCUGUGCGCCCUGGUGCUGGUGGUCGCUGUGGGACUCGGUUCGGAGCUGCGGGUCCGGGUCCGGCUCGCUGACGGACUGGUGACCGAGGAGGUUUUGGAGGCGGACAGUGAGAGGGACUCGAUAUCGCUCGAAUUCAAGCAGGGGGACGGGACACUCAUCACUUUUGUGGCGGACUUCAAACAGGAUGUGAAGAUAUUCCAGGCGCUGAUCCUGGGCGAGCUGGAAAGAGGGCAGAACCAGUACCAGGCCCUGUGCUUCAUCUCUCGCCUCAGCCGCAAUGAGAUCAUCCCGAGCGAGUCCAUGGCCCGUCUCAGACAGAAAAACCCUCAGGCCAUUCGUUUGGCGGAGGAGCGGCGAGGACUGGAGCAGCUGACGAUGAGCGCGGCGGUCAAUCUGAGCCAGGCCUCUCAACUCAGCUCCCACAUUCACAACAUGUGCAGCGAGGCCCGGGAGGCCAUUUACACCAGGGAGUCUGAUGUCAAACACUGGCUGGACAAAGGAGUGGAUGGCUCUAUAUUCGAGGUCCUGCCCCAAACAACGGAGGUGCCCAACUUUCAGGCCUGUCACUCAACUAAAGACUUGUGGCAGCCCUGUCUCUGCACAUACAGCCUGCGUCUGGAGUGGUACCCCUGUCUGCUGAAAUACUGCCGCAGCCGGGACACCACGGGCAAAGGCUCGACCUACAAGUGUGGCAUUAAAAGCUGCAGUAAGGGCUACCAUUUCACUUACUAUGUUCCCCAAAAACAGCUGUGUCUGUGGGACGAGGAGACCUAGCAUUUUGUUCUGGAUGGUUAAGAAAUGAGAAAUACUUAUUUUUUCCUUCCCCGGUCAAGCCAAUGCUUCCCCACCCAUGCUAUUCAAAGUAAACACAGUAACACUGGACCUCGGUUUAUGUGAUGUUAAAUUAAACUGUCUCAGGUGGGGAGAGCGGAGAUCCAGACAUUUAAGCUGAAACAGAAAUGAAUUCAGGUUCCAAACGAAACCAAACCUUUGAGGAAGGAGACACGUCGUUCUAAGAGGACCCACUAACUUUAAGCCUUUUCUGGGAAAAUGACAUAUUAUUGUCAGCUAUUAUGUGACUUUGCUGAAAAGCUGUCACUUUGUGCCUUUUUUUGGAGAAAUUAUUGGAGCAGAUGCCAACAACAAAAACCUCCCAGACUAGUUACAGUAUGCACAAAGUUGGACAGUGCAUCUUUGAUCCAAUAAAAGCCCAGCAGAGGAACAACAGAGUCUAAAGCAAAGGAGUCGUACUGGACAAACAUGAUCUGCCAUCCUGGUGAAGGAAAAUUUGGAUGGUGGAAUUCUUAAAAAUGCUCUGUGAAAACUAGCUAAACACCUGUUUAUGACUAUGUAAGCUGGCUGACAAAGGAAUACUUCUUUUAUGUUGGCUUUAUUUAUUUUGGUUGCAUAGUGAAAUUAUUGAGGACUAUUUUUUCUAUCUUUUUUGCAUUAAACCAGCUCUUACAGUCUAAACCACAGGUCCUCAGUAACAUAAACACGCUACAGAUCAUUUCAACCUCUUGGAUUUUGGAUGUUGUCUCCAGACUCAUCCACACAUCAAGAUACUUUGUUACAAAGUUUUCAUGGUUGUACAGAGUGUGGAUAAACAGGUUUAUUGUCUUCUUCAAUAGAACAGUUCCAGCUCUGCUUUGCCUCAUCAAUACACAUGGGGAGACGUCAUGCCCACCGCUCACAUUCUCAGUUUAAAAGUGUCAAAUAAACCAAAGUCAAAGAAAAUACUGUCAAAAGAAGAGUAUAAUGUUUUAGUUUCUAGAAACACACUCUUCACUGUGGUGUUUUUUCCAUGUUAGGAUCCACUGAAACUGCAGUAUGGCCUUCUUAAUAACCUAUACUGCCAUCUUCUGGUUAAACCGUGUUUCACUUUCUUGUGUUUUCUGUUGCAUCCCAAUGCCAAAUUGUGGUUUUUGGUUUUCAGUUUUGUCUGUUCAUGUCAACAGUUACAUGUCUAUAAUUUAUGCAACUCAAAUCCCUGAUCAUUUUUUAAUUAUGUAAUUCAAGGAGCACUUCUUGAACUUGUGGGACCAAAUUUCAUUUUGUGUGUCUGUUCUUUAGAGCAAUACGUACGCUUUUGGUUUGUCUUACCUCCAUCUUCAUUUCAGUCCUUACUGCCAUAUCAGCAGGUCAUUUUUGUGCUUUGUGUGUUGGUAUGUCCUGCUAACUAAAGAACCAAAUGAGUGAACAAUUUCUAUUUGUGGCCUUAACUGGUGAUCAAGUGCCUUAACAUUUCCACUGAUAUAUUUGCUAUGUAAUUGUAGAUUAAGUUUGUAAACAUAUUUUUUUUUCUAUGAAAGAGUUUUGAAUAUGUUGUAAAAAGUUGCCAUAAGGAGAAAUUGAAGCAAUUAGGUAAUGUACCAUUUAAGAGUUGAGUUUUACAGGAGUUGUUUCAAUAAAGUCUUUCUUUGCACUGCAUAUACAGGU